Boleophthalmus pectinirostris (great blue-spotted mudskipper) is the source of this 9400-nucleotide messenger RNA. Its product is annotated as ras-related protein Rab-8B. Bases 130 to 750 code for a protein of 206 amino acids. Gene Ontology annotation, biological process: protein localization to plasma membrane; cellular response to insulin stimulus; protein secretion. Lineage: Eukaryota; Metazoa; Chordata; Actinopteri; Gobiiformes; Gobiidae. The transcript is spliced from 8 exons. The record is from RefSeq and is a predicted model, not a curated record. Gene Ontology annotation, molecular function: GTPase activity; GTP binding. Gene Ontology annotation, cellular component: synaptic vesicle; endosome; trans-Golgi network transport vesicle.
GUGAACCUCCACGGUCUGAGGGGGCGACAGCAGCGGGCCAGACCGGGCACAGAGCGUGGCGCACGGGGAGAGGUGUGUCCGAGAGGCCGCUGUGUGACUGGAGCUCCGAUAAUCCAAACCGAAGGAAACAUGGCAAAAACCUACGAUUAUUUGUUCAAGUUGCUGCUGAUUGGAGACAGCGGCGUCGGAAAAACGUGCCUCCUCUUCAGAUUCAGCGAAGACGCGUUCAACACAACCUUUAUAUCCACUAUCGGUAUUGACUUCAAAAUCAGGACGGUAGAGUUGGACGGCAAGAAAAUCAAACUCCAAAUAUGGGACACAGCAGGUCAGGAGCGAUUCAGAACUAUUACUACGGCCUAUUACAGAGGAGCUAUGGGCAUCAUGCUGGUGUAUGACAUCACCAUGGAGAAAUCCUUUGACAACAUCAAGAACUGGAUCAGGAACAUCGAGGAGCACGCCUCCUCUGACGUGGAGAGGAUGAUUCUGGGGAACAAAUGCGACAUGAACGACAAGAGACAGGUGUCCAAAGAAAGAGGAGAGAAGUUGGCGAUCGAUUAUGGAAUAAAGUUUUUGGAGACCAGUGCAAAGUCCGGGAUCAAUGUAGAAGAGGCCUUUUUCACUCUCGCCCGGGACAUCAUGACGAGACUCAACAGGAGAAUGAAUGACAAUAACGCGCCCGGCGGUGGAGGUCCAGUCAAAAUCACCGAGAAUCGCCCCAAGAGGAGUUUUUUCCGAUGUUCGCUUUUGUAGGCGGAGUCUAGAGCCGUGGGACGCUCUGAUUGGUCCUCGUGGUGCAUGGGCCUUUUUCGACGGGACACAGCGCCACAAAACACAGACUUAUCCCAACGAGCUGAAGUAAAACAAGACAGAGGAACACACUGAAGGAAGGAUCUUAUUUGAGCUUUUUAUGGUUUUGAAUUGACUUUUUUAAACUUUUUUGAAUUUCGCGUCUUACAUUUCACUGUGUUGAGCUCUGAUGCUUCAAACUAACUUUUUUAACAACAAAACGGAGACUGUUACAUCAUACCAAAGCCAUUUUUUUGGGUCUUUUUAAACAUUUUAUGCCUUUUUUUUUUUUUUUUUUUUUUUUUUUUGCAGUUGACUUUUCAAUCACUCCAGUGGCUUUACGGACUAGCAGCAACACGUCAAAGCAAGUUUUCGCAAAGUUAGUAGUAUUAUUUUUCGAAGAUCAACUCAUUUAAAGGUGCAUUACGUAACUUUUCUGUCCAUGGAGAUGUUAUUGCUUUGCGAAGAAUGCAAGUUACAGGUCACAACGCAUUUUUCAAGGGUUUUUAUGCUGUUUUUUGCAGUUAAAACACCUUAAGCUUGAGCAAACUGGUUGGGAAGACAGCACAAUCAGGCUAAGUUACAAGUCAGAUCUAUGGAAAGGCAAGCCCAAGCUCCAUAAAAAUGCAUGUUUUUCAAGGUCUUUUUGAGCAAUAUUUAGCCUACUUCAAAACGAAAUAAACACAAGAGCUAUAUAUUUUUGAUGCUAUCCUGUGGAAUGUUCCAAGCAAAGCAAUAAAAUCUACAAACCCAGCCUCAGAAAAGUUACACAGUGCAUCUUUAAGUUCAUGAGGAAAUGUAGCAAAUUUAUGUUAUUAUUACUCAUAAAUUACAAGUUCCUUUAGGAUUGUUUUUCAGUCAUUACUUAUGUAUUAAUCAAUCUAUAACCUUAAUUGCCUGAGGUCCAGAAUACAAACUGCUCCAAUACUUUACGAAGAUGUGAGUCUGGUCAUCGCAGAAUCUCCCAGAGUUCACUUGGGCGUGACUGACAGGUGGAUUAGCCAAUCAGGGUCACACGUGGUUCAUCCAUGUCAAAAUAGAUAUGGCUGCUUAAGAGGAAAAAAGAAUGGAAAAAAUAUACCGGAUUUUUCGGACUAUAAGGCGCACUAAAAAUCCUUUAAUUUUCUCAAAAAUCGACAAUGCGCCUUAUGGAUUAAAUCUGGUUGUGCUUACUGACCUCAAACUGAUUUUAUGUGGUACAUGGCGCUGUCAAAAUGUUUUAGUACGACUUUGGUAAGCUACGACGCCGCACCGCUUGAUGAAUUGUCGGAGCUUUAUAGCUACAGUAGUCAGGAGCCUCACCAAAUAAAGGGCGAAGUAUAGUUCUGCAUCGACUCAACACACACUGCUGCCGUCGCCUUGUCGCAGAAAGAACACACAUAUUCCACUGAGACUACGUUUACACUGAAACAAAUCCGCGUAUCACCGCAUCGGAAACGAUCUGUGUCCAGACACGUCGUUUCUGUGUCCGCAAGCCUUCCCUAUCCACACAGCUUUGAGCAUAUUUGUUGACGUUUUGUGCUCAAAAAACUAUUGUGCGCUGAUGCGGUUCAGCUUCUGUCGGUCUAAAGGACACGACUCAGUGGAAUAUGAGUGUUCUUUCUGUGACAGAGGGGGUGUUCUUCUCAUGGUGAGUCUGUUCUGUGCUUCUAUCGUGUUGGAGAUGGUUCAUGUUAAACUUUUUAGAGAUUAUACAUCUGCAGGUCGUACACACAGACAUACAUAUAUAUGAAUUUACAUAUAUUCUAACCACGUAGUGUUUUGGCGGUGAAUUACUUUGCGGCGUGUAGAACUACAUUAGCGUAUCAGCGUUUUCAGGCGUCCACACAGUGCCGGAUCAGAUCUGUACUCAAAUGAAUUCGUGUGAGCUGGCGGCACCAGAUUGUUCCGUCUCUGGAGCCGUUUUCAAUCGGAUUAGUGUGGACGAACACUGCAUCCGCAAUGAAAACAACUCGAAUAUGUACUAGUGUGGACAGGGCCUGAGUCGUGUCCUUUAGUCCAACAGAAGCUGACUGCAUCAACGCACAAGGAGAAAGCUGUUUUUCAGCACUUAUAGUUUAUGCAAAUGAGCCAUGUGGUUUAAAGUUUUGUUUCUGUAAAAUGUAAACAAAUGUGCGCAAAACUGCAUUAAGCACAUUAUUACUCAUUGUAUAUUUAAGUCGUCCACAUUCAUAAUACACAUUCAACAAGACAAGGAGGCAACACCGUGCGAAUUACGCCGCGAUCUCCCAGUGGAUCGUGGAUGCCUGGGCUAAGGGAACAAUCUCAAGUGUCGUCCAUUUGUUUUGCUUAAUGCGCCUUAUAAUCCGGUGCACUUUAUGUAUGAAAAUAAUCGAGAGAAUUCAACAUUACUGAUAUUGUGCCUUAUAGUCCGAAAAAUACGGUAACUGGGGACAUUGAGCGAACCACUAAACCCUGUUAAUCUGAAGUGAGAGAAGUUUGAUUUUGUUUGUAAAUAAUGAGCAACCAAUGAGCUCCUUCGUUUCACAUGCGUCAAUGAAAUAAACAAAUCUGAUUGGACGAUCUGAUAUUUCUCUGAAAAAAAAUAAAAUUAAAUAAAAUACAGAGAUAUCAUUCUGGACUUGACAGGCAAUAAUAUUAAUAUUUUGAAGGAUAAAGGAAACGUCUUACAUAGAACGAGAAAAUACGAUACCUCUUUGUUCAUCGUAAUCGUACAUGUGAAGUUUAUGGUAAAAAGUCAAAUGAGCAAAGGUUUGGUGUUUCAGUAUUAACUACUCAAUAUUGUUUUACUAUUUACCGUUUAAAACACAAAUAUGAGUUUAUAGAAGGUGCAAUCGAAACUAAAUAUAUAAAGUAAAUAAUAAGGAGAAAUCUAUUAUCUUUAGGACAUUAUAGUAGAUACGAGAAAGCAACAAUGCAAUAAUGUACUCUGACAAUGAUAGACUGACAACUCAUGGUUUUAAAGCCCCAGUGUGUAACUUUCUGCCAAAAAUAGAUAAAAAUAAAUGCAUUAUGGACGUGUUUCUUGCACUGAAAAACAUAAAAACAAGCAUCCUUACUGUGAGCAGGCUUAUAUCUCCACAGACCUGACUUUAUUUCAGUUUCUAAUGCUUGUUUCCAUGGAAAUUUUGUUCGUAUUGCAUAAAACUUAUCACCACAGAGAAUGUUCGCAAGUAUGUUUUAACUUUUUAUGUCCAUGAAGUUUGCAGUUGACUUUCCACCCUCAGAAAGUUACACGCUAUCACUUAAACUAAAAGUGCAAUAUUUAAAAUUAGGAGCCAAACGUGUUUUAUAUGUACUUUUGGCCUUAAAAAUUCAAAAUAGUCAUAAUACUAGGGAUGUAACAAUAACCAAAAUAUUGUGAUAUCAAAUCAUCAAAAGUCUCACAAUAAUAUCGUGGGCUCUCACAAUAUAUCGAAUUACAAGUUCCUUUGCGUAAAUGCAUGGUUCUAUAGUAGCGACAGCUUAUAAACAUAGGGAACUAAAUCUGUGUAUCAUUCGUUCAUUUGUUUUUCAAUAUAAAACCAAAAAACAAAAAUUUUCUUCAUUAUUUGUCUCCAAAACCAAAAUGAAAAAACAGAUAAUGAUUUGUUUUUUCAGUUUUUGAUUUUGUGUUUAAAUGAAUAAUAAAAAAAAACCAAAAAACAUUUUUGUGGCUUAAACUGCAAAGCCAGACUGAACCAGGAAUUAAUCAGGACUAAACCAGGACUAAACUGUUUUCAGUCCUGCUCUGGUCCCAGUCUCAGUCCUUUUCUCAGUCCUGGUCUGGUCUCAGUACCGGUCUCAGAUCUAGUCUGGUCCCGGUGUCAAUCCCAGUCUCAGUCCCAUUCUCAGUCCCAUUCUCAGUCCUUGUCCUGGUCUCAGUCCUGGUCUUGGUCCCGGUCUCGGCCCUGGUCCUGUUCCCGGUCUCAGCCCCGGUCUCAGUCCUGGUCUCGGCUCUGGUCUCGACCCCGGUCUCAGUCCUGGUCUCAGUCCCGGUCUCAGUCCUGGUCUCGGCUCUGGUCUCGACCCCGGUCUCAGUCCUGGUCCUGGUCCCAGACCAAAUCCUGGUCUCAGUCCCGGUCUGGUUCCGGUCUGGUCCCAGACCUGUUUUAGUCCUGGUUCAGUCCGGCAUGACAGUUUAAAGGUUGUAUGGAGGAUUUUUUUUUUGUUUUUUUUUGUUUCAAGUUGUCAAUGAUAGCAUUAUAGAGGUGCAGUAGCCUUGGAAUUAUGAUGACCAAAAAAAAGAGAAUAAAAAUUCAUCAACUCUGGACGUGGUGGGGCCAGCUAAACAUUUGCCAAUAGAUAACGACAUUGCCUCGUUAUCUGUUAGCUGACAGGCUGUCAAUCAAUCUCCCUACGUUUCUAGCGUAACUGACCUGCCUGCGCGCCGCCGGUACGUGGUUUACGUACGCCUGUCACGCAGUCCACAGACGCAAGACGCACAGACGCUGUUUACUCCACCAACGCAACAGUUCUUAGCGGCUUUUUUUGACCUAUAUCUUCCUCGCAGUUAGCACAAAGUUUGUUGCAAUGGCGACAAGAAUCCAGGAGCAGUUAGCCGCAAAAGAAAGUCCGUUUUUGAGGUCGCUGAAAGAAGAAGACAAGGGGAAAAGCAGCGAAGCCAAACUAAGGUGAUUCUUGUAGAUUCAUUCCAGCGAUGGCGCGACUGAAGCAGACGCAGGGUCUAAAGACUGACGCAUUGGUCGCCAAAUUACUCCUGGACAGGUAACUUCUGCUUAUUAUGAAAACGUACUUUAUUUCCAAGAGCUAGUCAAACGUUUUUCAGGACACGAAAGCGAUAUCCUAUGUCUGAAAAUGUAAUUUUCAAGGCAAAGAAAGAGUCCGCUUGCUGCUGCGUGUUGUAGCUAGUUCAUUCGCACUGAAUCUCCGCGCAACCUUCUCUGCUCCCCUUUCCUACUCCUGUCCCCGCUGCCCGUUCCGCUCUUCCCCCUUCUCCUCACUUCUCCGGGCACGGAAUCUCCGCGCACCUCUCCCCUCUCCUCUCUCCUCUCUCCCUGCUCCGCUCUUCUCCCUGCUCCUCACUUCUCGUCCGCGAACGAAAUGUCCGCACACCCGCUCCCCCCGCUCCUCACUUCUCCGCCUUGCCUAACCAACACUGUAGUUAGUUGUUUACAAGUCAUGUGCAGCGCACCGGCUGUAAACAAACCUGUUUCUGGCGUAAAGAGGAGGCGGGAGAAGGCGUUUCUACGUAGGGAGCUGUAGGGGAGGGGGGGUGGUUUCACGCAUGCGCAACAUUUGAAAAAGGACAAACAGUCGCUGGAUUUCUCGUUCCUUGGAAAAUCCUCUAUACAACCUUUAAGUCAUGGAAAUCUGUAACGGUCGUUAUCUGUUUUUUCCAUUAUUCAUUUAAACUCAUUAAAAACUGAAAAAACUAAUCAUUAUCCGCUUUUUCAUUUUGGUUUUGGAGACAAAUAAUGAAGAAAAUAGUUUUUUCUUUUACUUAUUUUUGGUUUUAUUUUGAAAAAUGAAUGAACCAAUGACACACGGAUUAAACUACAUAUCCCAUGAUUCAUUUCAGACAACAUGAAGAAAUGUUUUUUUACUUAUGAAUUAUGAUGAGAAUAAUUCACACCAAAAUCUUGUCAAGGUAUUUUUUGAAAGCAAAAAAACAAGUGUCCCAUCUACAAUUUUAUCAACCUCUUUAAAAUAUUGCAAUAAAUAUCGUACCGUGAGAUGCAUAUUGUGAUAAUAUCGUACCGAGAGAUUUGGAUAUCGUUACAUCCCUACAGAAUACACCACUAAGAUGGAAAUAAUGACUGAAUUUAAUUGCCUUUUACAAUCUCAAAUACAUUAUCAUUUUUUGUUUUGUUUUUUUCUGUCAUGUCAAACCACUCGAAGGAAAACCACUCAGUGUUAAAAUGUGCUUUUGGACUGCAGUAUUUUGAAUUAUCCGCUUUAUUUUGAAUUUUAUUUUUGUAUUAAUGUUUGUGUCUUUAAAUGUUUUAAUAGUUGUUUUAAGCAGAAGAAUGUGUAGUCUUAAACAGCCCUAAAUAUUACGACAAGUGGCACUGAGUGAGAACUUGUAAGAAAAUGUAUACAAUAUUAAAAAGCUGUUUUCCAUACAUAUAUGCAUAAGGUAUAAAAUGUGAAAUUCAGAAGGUUGGGUGUUUGGACCCAGCUCAUGUUAGUGCAUACUGUUGUUGUGUCCUUAGGCAAGACACUUCACCCACUCGGCCUGUGUGAAUGUGACGUUUGCUUCAUGUUUGAUGGCAGUAGCUUUGCUCCAGUGAAGAAAGUGAAUGAAUAUUGUAAUAGGUUGGGUUCACGUGACAUAAAAUAAAAACAUGCUAAAGUCUCUAGAGCAGAGGUGUCAAACUCAAACUCAAAUUCACAGAGGGCAAAAUUAAAAACUGGGACUAAGUCAAAGCCAAACUAAAUAUUUAUUGAAAACUUUCAACAACAUCUGCAUGUUUUCUCUUCUAGUGUGAUCCGAUUUUCACAAUCAAAAACUGGGACACUUCCGAUUCCCUGUAUCAUUUGUUCAUUUGUUUUUCAAUAUAAAACCAAAAAUAAGAAAAUGAAAAAACAACUAUUUUCUUCAUUAUUUGUGUGCAAACCAAAAUGAAAAAAAAAAAAAUUAAAAGGAUAACAAUUCAGUUUUUCAUUUUUAAAAUUUUGUGUUUAAAUGAAUAAUGGAAAAAACGGAUGAUGACUGUUUCCCGUUUCCAUGACUUAAACUGCGAUGUCGGACUUUUGCGCCGCAUACGGACUGAACCAGGACUGAACCAGGUCCGGGACCAGACCAGAACCAGACCGGGAUUGAGACCAGAACCGAAACCGGGACUGAGACCAGGACUAGACCAGAACUGAAAAUGGUUUAGUCCUGGUUAGGUUCUGGUUAGGUUCUGGUUAGGUUCCGGUUUAAUUGUGGUUCAGUCCUGGUUCAGUUCGCAUGCAGCACAAAAGUCCGACAUCGCAGUUUAGGUCACAGAAAUGGGAAAUGGCUGUUAUCCAUUUUUUCCAUGAUUAAUUUAAUCACAAAAUCAAAAAAAACAAAAACAAAAAAAACAAUCAUUAUCAGUUUUUUCAUUUUGGUUUUGGAGAAAAAUAAUGAAGAAAAUGGUUGUUUUUUCAUUUUCUUAUUUUUGGUUUUAUAUUUAAAAACAAAUGAGCGAAUAAUACACAGACUCUUCUGGUUUGGGUAAUAAUAAAAUUGUAAAAUGAGUGUGUAAUUAAGGAAAAUUGUUACACACUCGGCCCAUGUGAGUCAGCAUAAUCGAAUUUUCUUUGUGUUUUGGUCAUUUUUAAAAUGCUUUUUUGUAUUUUACCUAAACAAAUGACAAUUUAUGCCUCUUUUUACUGUUGGCAGAGAUAAAAUUUGUCAAAAAUAAGGACACCUGGGUCAUUUCUUGUAUAAAAUUGGGACAAAUCAUUGGUUUUGGAUAAAUCUGUUGGGACAGGGCACACCGGGCUCAAAACUGGGACUGUCCCGGGUAAAUUGGGACAUCUGGUCACCCUAAUUUUAAGCAGUUACCAUGGUGACACAACACAAAUAUUGGCAGUGAAUACCAAAAAUGUUUUUAGAUUGUCUGAAAACUCAAGAAAAAUACUAGAUGGGCUUAGAUUGCACAUUUUCAGGAGCCUGUGAUUGAUACGAGCGUCCAUGGUCCUGUUUAGGUGUUUGAUUUUCAUGUUGGGAAUGUUGACGACCUCCGCUGCAAAGUAUCAAUAGUCAAAUCAAAAUCUAAACUGUGAACGCAACCUAUUAGAUCAUUGUAUUUGUAGAUCAUCGUCAUCAAAUCAUUGUCACAUAUGAAUUUUUUUUUUUUUACAGAUCAAGCAGUGUUAUUUUCUAAGCAAACCUCAUUUAAAUGCCACUUUAAUUAUUAUUAUAGAGAUUAUUUAGAAAUGUAUACAUGAGGAUGGAGAGCUGAAGGAUAACGGUUUGGUCUUUUUUGUGUCCUUGAGCAAGACACUUCACCCACAUGUCCACAUUAAACUCUUUAUAUGUGACUGGUAGUGAUUCAUGGGUCUCAGCUUCCUGUUUUCUGGUGCCAUUUUGAGGAUGUUGACAGUUUGUUUUUAUAUUUUGAAUUGCUAUGACAACAGUAAAACUCCAUCAUUCUGAAACUCUCAGACAGGGAGGGCAUCCGGCUUAAAAACAAGUUGAACGUGUCAGCCAUAGGUCAUGAAAUAAGGAAAGAAAAUUGGCCAAAUCCAGAUUUAGGUGUAUCAUAAUACCAAUCAAUUAAAUAAUAAGUCCUCCUGGUUGAAUCUUGGUUUACUCUUUCGUUAGUUCUUGUUUAGUUCUGAUUUAGUCUUGGUAUAGUCCUGGUUUAGUCUUGGUUUAGUCCUGGUUUAGUCCCGGUUUAGACAAUUUUUUCAGCCGAUUCACAACUAAAUCUAACUGUGAACAUGACGCUGUGAUAAUGGGGGGAUUUUUAUUUUGUAAUUUUUACGUUUGGCCAAUUAUUUGUCCAUUUUAGCAGUAUUUUCAUCACUUCUAUGCAAAUAACCUCAGUUCAUUUUGUUCUUGAACCAAAUAUUUAGUUAAACCAUUGCCUUUUGUGUUUUUAAAUAUCUAGUUUUUCUAUACGUUGAUGCCUUACCUGUGUGUUUUGUUUGGACUUAAAUUGCCGCGUUGAGAAAUUGUUGUCAGAACGUUGAGUGAAAUGCAUUUCUUCAACCAAAUAAAAAAAAUUGUACUUUC